UGUAUAUUUUUUUCCAUAGAACUUAAUUCAAGAAAAUUAUUCGAGUUAUCGUUAUCAAGAAAAACAAAACAAUGUUCUCCAAAUCGGCAAUGUCAUUAUUACUGUUAUUAACGUUGAUCGGUAGUAUCACGGCACAAUGUUUAACAGACAACGAUAAUCCCACUGAAAUGAAUCCAGAUUCGAAAACGGCACUCGUUCAAGGUCGUUACAAAUUUGCCCUAGAUGUAUUAAUAAAGUCUGCCGAAAUUGAAACCGACGACAGUAUAUUUCUCAGUCCGGAUAGCAUUUACAAUGCCUUGCUAAUAGCGUAUUUUGGUGCACGUGGUAACACGGAGGCAUCCUUGAAAAAAGCUUUACAUAUUCCGAAUAAUUUAUCGAAAGUCGACGUCAUGAGAUAUUAUUCUUUUGAGAAAUCAUUACAGCAAAGUAAAAAGAAUAAUGGGUCAAGCAAUUACGAAUACACGUCCGCAAACCGGCUUUGGGUAACGGAUACGAAAAAGUUGCGUGAAUGCAUGCUGGACUUAUUCAGUGAUGAAUUAGUGAAAACCGACUUUAAAAGCAAUCCAUCAGCAGUAAGAACUGUCAUAAACAAUUGGGUCAGUAACGUCACAAAGGGUCAUAUCCGUGACCUAUUACCAGAACAUAGUAUCGAUGGAAGUACGGAUCUUGUCUUGGCUAAUGCCGUUUACUUCAAAGGUCUUUGGCAAAGUCGUUUCGAUGCAGCUAAUUCGAAAAAAGAUAUCUUCUAUACACCUGGCAGACAAAAUUCCGUAAUUACAUUCAUGCGUCAAAAGAAAACAUUCAAUCACGUCGUCUCAGAGGAAUUGGGCGCACACAUUCUUGAACUUCCAUAUAAAGGUUUAGAAAUCUCAAUGUUCGUUCUACUACCACCUUUCGCAGCAGCCAGAUCUUUAAAUGAUGAUUCAAGUCGAAUUCAAGGAGACGGAGGUAUCAGGAAUGUUCUUCAUCGUCUCUCCGAUGAGCCUAAUGCUAUGGAAUUACAAAUACUUCUUAAAGAUGGGAUGUUACCUAGACCAGUCGAAGUCUCCUUACCACGAUUUGAAUUGGAAAGAGAGUUAGAUUUGCUAACUCUUUUUACUCGACUUGGUCUUGAUGAUCUAGUAGGAACUAAUUCGGCUGAUUUAGGAAAUUUCGUAGCUGAAGGUGAAAAAACUCUUCAUUUGGGAGAUGCUGUUCAUAAAGCUAAAAUCGAGGUUACUGAAGAGGGUACGACAGCAGCAGCAGCAACAGCAUUAUUUACUUUCCGUUCAAGCAGGCCAUCUGAACCGGCUGUCUUUAAUGCUAAUCAUCCAUUUAUAUAUUUCAUUUAUGAUAAAACAAAGGAUAGUAUAUUGUUCAGCGGUGUUUAUCGUAUGCCAGGUAAUCCGACUUCAUCGAUACCUGCUUAAUGAUCUUGUUUAAAAGAUAAAUUGUCCCUCAAAGUACGCGGUUCCUUAUUCUUUGUACUAAAUGCCUGGAGUGAUUGUGCAAAUGACAUUAGUCAUUCAUGCUCGCAAAUCAGCCAUAUUUAUUCUUCAGCAUGAUCGUUCCAGAGUUAAUAAGAUACGGAUGAAUAAAUAAAUAGAUUAAUGGAUGGACGAAUGGAUGAUAAUGCCUCGAAUACUUGAGUGCUUGUUUGAAUCAAUGAUUACGUGUUAUUAAAAAUUACACAAUGUUUUAUAAGUUUUGUUGCUUUCAACCAAAGGAUACGCAAAAAUGAACAAAUUACAGUUUUUAAUAACUAUUA
This is a messenger RNA of Polistes dominula (European paper wasp), 1747 nucleotides long. RefSeq names its product serine protease inhibitor 88Ea. Gene Ontology annotation, molecular function: serine-type endopeptidase inhibitor activity. The record is from RefSeq and is a predicted model, not a curated record. Lineage: Eukaryota; Metazoa; Arthropoda; Insecta; Hymenoptera; Vespidae.